Molecule: messenger RNA, 1418 nt
Organism: Didymodactylos carnosus
Lineage: Eukaryota; Metazoa; Rotifera; Eurotatoria; Philodinida; Philodinidae
Source: the annotation of a GenBank genome assembly
UUUGGGAUAUCUCGAGAAGGAAAGCAUAUUUUUUGAAAAGAAAAAAAACGAACCUGAGAUAGGGCCUAAAGUAUCUGUGGUAAAAAUUUGAGCUCGAUCGGACCAUUUUUUCGAGGGGUCGUAAUGUUACUGGAUGAAAACCAGAGUUUUCUAGAAAACCCAUAGAAGAACACGUCAGAAAAUUCUAUGCAAAAAUACAUCGAUUUUCUUUUUCGAUGUUCUAUCUCUGCUAUAAAUUUGAGCUCAAUCGGACAUGUACUCCGCAUUUGGCAACAAGGUGAAAAAAGAGGGGGGAGUACCCUUAAUGAUAGGACGAUUAUUGACGAACAAUCAAUUGUAUCUGAAACCACAAAAUUUGAUAGAAAAACUGUCAAUAUAUUACGAUCAAAGUUCGAACAAACAUGUUUUACUUCGCUUUCCAACACUAGUCGAAAGCACUUGAUAUUUUUUUUAAGUAGUAGUGGAAAAUAAAAGCUGAAUUUUACCUUAUUCUCGCAGGCCUGGACAAAAAAAUCGCGAUUCAGAAAAUACCUCCGGUCACUUCUUUCUCGAUCGAAUGUACACAUUAUUUUAAACUUUUCGACAUUAAACUCAACAUUAAACUUUUCGACAUUUUCGAAAUUAAUUAAAACUAAUUUAUAUUAUCGAAAUUGUUCCAGAUGUGUUACAAAAACAUUUAUUUAAAUCAAUUUGAGAGUAGAAAUUAAUUUGAAGCAAUUUAAAGCACGAAAUUAAUUCGAAUUCAUUCGAAAUAAGUUAAUUCAAACCAGUUUAGUUAAAACUAGUUUAAAUUAAUGUCUUUUCAAACUAAUUGGAACUAAUUUUAACCUAGAAAUUAAUUCCAGUUCAUUUUCAGUGCGAAAUUGAUGUAAACUAAUUUCCUACAAACGAAUUUAAAUUAAUUUGGCCUCUUAAACUGAUGUGAAGUAAUUUUUCAUCGUUUUUUGAGUCAGAAAUUAGUGUACAUUAAUUUAAAGUUAUUUAAAAGUUCCAAUGGGUAGAUAAACAUCUAAGAUACCGUUCAGUUUUAGAUGACAUCACAUCAAAACGAAAAUAUGACUCUACAUUCAAUUUCUCUCCUUUUUCUAUUGCUGAUCCAGCUUUUAGCAGUAACUGUAUCAGAAACGCCCACAGGAACUACGUCAUCAACAGCAGCUCCUAUGUUACCUGGUAUAGAGGAAAUAGCAUGUGGUUUUGAAGCAGUGAAAAUGCAAAGUACAUUGAAUCUUGGUGAAACAAAACAUCCAUUAUUUGAUUUAAGUCAACGAGAUGAAACAUAUACAUUCAGUGUGGGUAGUCAAAAGCAGACAUAUUCAACAUCUUCAUUAGUUCAAAUAACCGAUAUGAAAAUAAAAACCGAGAAGAAUGCGGAUUCAAUCUCAUCUACGUAUGAAGAGUUUUUCCAUAGGUAUAACUGA